Amaranthus tricolor (Joseph's coat) is the source of this 2060-nucleotide messenger RNA. RefSeq names its product ethanolamine-phosphate cytidylyltransferase. The transcript has 10 exons. Gene Ontology annotation, molecular function: ethanolamine-phosphate cytidylyltransferase activity. Gene Ontology annotation, biological process: phosphatidylethanolamine biosynthetic process. Lineage: Eukaryota; Viridiplantae; Streptophyta; Magnoliopsida; Caryophyllales; Amaranthaceae. The record is from RefSeq and is a predicted model, not a curated record. Gene Ontology annotation, cellular component: cytoplasm. Bases 295 to 1560 code for a protein of 421 amino acids.
AUCGGUUCGGUUUUGAUAGUUGGUGUAGUUGCACCAUAGGCAUUGCAUAAGGCAAAUGCUAAUAACGUGGCGUUAGUUCGUAGUAGUAGUUAGUAACAAAGAAUAGAUUCCACCAGAUUUCUCUACAAGAAGCCAGAAAAACAACAAUUCAGAACCAUAAUAACAUAUUCCCUAACAAUAAACACCUGUAAUCUUCCAUUUUCAGCGAUCUUCCCUUCAUCGUUCGUAUACCCAUAUCUGUUAUGCGCAGCUAACAAUCUAAAUUUCUAAAUUACGAACAAUCAAAUUUUUAAAAUGGGUUCUGAUUCUACUGCCGAAGAUAAUGCAGAACAGAAAUUAAGGUUGAUUGCGAAAUGUGUGGUUGCUGGGGUUGCAUUAGGGCUUUCAAUUUGGGGAAUUCAUGCUGUGGGAUUAUCGGAAACCCUAGAAUUGUGGGUUAGGAAUAAGAAAAAGAAGCCAAUUCGUGUUUAUAUGGAUGGAUGUUUCGAUAUGAUGCAUUAUGGACAUUGUAAUGCUCUUCGCCAAGCUCGUGCUCUUGGUGAUCAAUUAGUUGUUGGUGUUGUUAGUGAUGUUGAAAUUACCGCUAAUAAAGGGCCUCCUGUUACUCCUCUUCAUGAAAGGAUGAUUAUGGUUCAAGCUGUAAAAUGGGUCGAUGAGGUCAUUCCUGAUGCUCCUUAUGCAAUUACCGAAGAUUUUAUGAAGAAGUUAUUUGAUGAAUAUAAUAUUGACUACAUCAUUCAUGGAGAUGACCCCUGCCUUCUUCCUGAUGGAACUGAUGCUUAUGCUUUAGCCAAAAGAGCUGGUCGGUUUAAGCAGAUUAAACGUACAGAAGGAGUAUCUAGCACAGACAUUGUUGGACGUAUGCUUCUUUGUGUCAGAGAAAGAUCUCUUAAUGAAAAUCGCAAUCAUUCUUCCCUCCAGAGACAGUUCAGUCAUGGUCAUAGCCAAAAGUUUGAUGAUGGUGUAACCACCAGUGGGACUCGUAUUUCUCACUUCCUUCCAACUUCUCGCAGAAUUGUGCAAUUUUCAAAUGGAAAGGGUCCCAAACCAGAUUCCCGCAUUGUUUAUAUUGACGGUGCUUUUGAUCUUUUCCAUGCAGGGCAUGUAGAGAUAUUACGACUUGCUCGGGAACUUGGAGAUUUUCUUCUUGUUGGAAUUCAUACAGACCAGACUGUCAGUGCAAAAAAAGGAAGUCAUCGUCCAAUUAUGAAUCUUCAUGAAAGAAGUUUGAGUGUCUUGGCUUGUCGUUACGUAGAUGAGGUGAUCAUUGGUGCUCCUUUGGAAGUGUCAAAAGAUACGAUUACAACUUUUAAUAUCUCAUUGGUGGUCCACGGAACUGUAGCUGAGAGUGAUGAUUUCCAGCUGGAAAACGAUAAUCCUUAUGCUGUUCCGAUAAGUAUGGGCAUCUUCAAAGUUAUAGAAAGUCCGUUGGACAUAACUACCACGACAAUAAUUAGGAGAAUUGUUGCAAAUCAUGAAGCUUAUGAGAAGCGAAAUGAGAAAAAAGCAGCCAGCGAGAAGAAGUACUACGAGGAGAAAACUUUUGUGUCUGAUGAUUGAAACGAAAAAGGAUAUUAGGGAUAGAGUCCAUUCAAUUCCGUUCUUGAGCAUUAGAUGCGCGUAGAUGGCCACAAUAUCUAGGAGCUGAAGGAGCAGUUUGUAAUUUAAUUUUAUAUGUAGAAAUAAGAUGACGGAAAUUGCAAUACAAGGAGGAAUGGCAACAAAAAGAAUGCAUAAAAGCCCUUUGAUUGCAUUAGUUUUGUAUCGGACAAUCUACAGUUACAAAGGAAACCGUUAGAGGAGGAGAAAAUCGCUAGGCGCGUCUUAGCUAUAGGUAUAAUUGUUGGAAUUUAUUUUGGUUCAUGUUUUUGACCCCGUAUAUUGAAAUUAAGGUUUUGACAUUAUUCUUGUUGCUUUUUAGUUUAUAGGCAAACUCCAUGAAUAUAGAUGUAAUUUUGUGAUUUUAUUUUAAAAUAGUAGUAAAUUUAUUAAUGCCUUAGGUUUCCCCCUUUAUAAUGCAAUAUCAUAAUGUUGAAAUUGUCAUGCCUCAUAUUCUUAAU